Molecule: messenger RNA, 1710 nt
Organism: Exophiala oligosperma
Lineage: Eukaryota; Fungi; Ascomycota; Eurotiomycetes; Chaetothyriales; Herpotrichiellaceae
Exons: 1
Coding region: 210-1208 (332 amino acids)
Molecular function (GO): NAD+ binding; protein-succinyllysine desuccinylase activity; protein-malonyllysine demalonylase activity
Source: RefSeq, a predicted model, not a curated record
CAACAGGUCGUGCCUUUUAAGAGUUCGGCUCCAGUGUACUGGGCAGCAAUGUUGAUCUCGACCCUUGAUCCCAUUUGCGACACCAACUCCGGAGUCAAUACCCAUAUCAAAACCCAAAGCAUACCCUUGUCCCCGGCAAUACACAAAUGUCUUGAUCAAACCAGUCCAUAAUUCGGGGCCUAGCGACACGAAUACCAGCUUGAAGAACCAUGAGCGCCAAAAAAAUGCCUUCGACCGACGUGGCAUCCUUCGUCAAACAUCUGCAGUCCUCCAAACGCAUCGUUGCCCUUUUGGGAGCCGGCCUGUCUGCAUCCAGCGGUCUGCCGACUUUCCGCGGAGCAGGAGGGCUAUGGAGGACCUACGACGCCACCGUGCUCGCCACCCCCGAGGCCUUCGAGUCGGACCCGGGACUAUCCUGGCAGUUUUACAGCUACAGACGACACAUGGCGCUCAACGCGAAGCCCAACCGUGCCCACCUGGCGCUGGCGGAGCUCGCUCGACGCAACCCGGACUUCAUCACCCUCAGCCAGAACGUCGACGGUCUGAGUCCUCGCGCUGGCCACCCGGCCUCCCAGCUGAAACUUUUGCACGGCAACCUCUUCGACGUCAAGUGCUGGGACGAAGAUGGGUGUGGGUAUUACCGGAAGAACGACUUCACCGACCCCAUCGCUCCCGCCCUGGCUCUUCCCGACAAAACCGAAGGGUUAGAGCCUGACUCGAAGCUGAGAGACGCCGUACAACAGAAAAAGAACUCUUCUCUUCUGCGGGGAGGAGCCGCCGACAUCUCAGACAUCAACAUCGAAAUCCCUAGCCUGAAAAAGGAUGACUUGCCCCAGUGUCCGCAAUGCCAAAAGAACCUGCUGAGACCAGCGGUUGUUUGGUUCGGUGAGUCCUUACCCGCGGACGUCAUGAGUGACGUGAGUGAGUGGUUCAUGAACCCCGAGGCCAUCGACCUGAUCAUGGUCAUUGGCACGAGUUCCAAGGUGUACCCGGCCGCGGGCUACACCGACAUGGCACGUAAAAGGGGCGCCCGCGUCGCCGUCAUCAACAUGGACCGAGGGGAUGCGAGACAACUGACGGAUCGAGACUGGUUCUUUGAAGGUGAUGCGGCAGUCAUCGUGCCAGAGAUCCUAAAAAGUGUGAUUGGCGAGGUAGGCGACUUCGACAACGGCGACAACAACAACGUGAGGCAAGGCCCUGCACAAUGAUAAUACAUCAGGCGGUGUAAGGAAAGAAACUGAUUUCAUAGGCUCUGCUCUCGGGGAAAUGCUGCAGCCUUUCCCCGACUCUCUCCACGUCACACACUAUAUGCGUGACUUGGUGCUCGUGCAGUUGUGCUAACCAUGCUGGACGGAAGUGCAUUUCAGCCAGCCAGCCAGCCAGCCACCACCUUGGAGUUUCUCAGAGAGGUGAAAGUCCCCCUAGAGGGAGAAGAUGACUGCAAAAAGACAAACAAUCCCACAGGCAUGCAUGAAGAAUUCCAAGCGGUGAACGGGGCACAAGGAAGGCGAACCAGGAGCGGUCUUGGUUUUGGUCACUCUUCAGGCCCCCAGCGUAUCAACCAAACUUCUUUGAUGAAUAUCGAGGUUUCAAAUUGCAGCAGUAUACCAUUUAAUGGUCUGUCAGUGAGAGUUGCUAAGACCAUUAUACUGAUCACAGUUCAAACUCAGUUAGUGUAGCAGUACCAGAACUUCUUGUAUUGACAGCUCU